ACACCUUUCAUUCUUUCAGCGAUCGUGCCCGUAGUCGGUCGUGUGUUUCCGAGUUCAACUGCAGCGGCUGGCCAGGUGUCGCGUGUGAUUUUCUUUUUUUUGUUCGUUUUUUUUCGGUUAUCGUGGGAGGUCCUCGGGAAAUUGACGGUUUGUUGUUUGCGAGUACACGGUUAAGAAUCAGAUAGUCAGAAUGAAUUACAAAUUGCUAGUUUGGUGUUGCCUUCUGGUGCCUCUGGUAGCAUCGUUACCGCAAGAGGAUGGGCUUAGAUCGUUACUGCUGCAGAGAUCUCGCCAGAGAAGUAAAGGUCAGUUUGCUCCGACGGAUAACGACGGUAGGUCAAUGAGUGUGGGGGAGGAUUUUGUCAGCCAUCGUAACCGACGAGACAUUCAUAUACACACUAACCUUCAUAAUAUCGAUCACCCUCAUCAAAAUGGUCUGAAUUAUCUAAAUCACAAUCAUCACCAUCAUUAUCAUCACAGACGUAACCACCGCAUUAAUGCAAAUCAUGUUCAGCAUAAUUCACGCUUUUUUCAUCAUAAAUCCAUCGUUGAUAACCGGAGUGGAAUGCAAAAGAGGCAAGGCUUUCGUAGUUUAACUGAUGCACAAAAGCUGCUUUUAGACGCAGAGAUCGGCGCGGUUGCACAAAGGCACGAACAGCAGUUGCGCCAGCUUGCAUUCGGGAACUUCACGUCCUUUAGCGAGUAUUUUCUCGAUAACCUGAAGAAGAGUAACACCGCUGUGAAGUUUGCAUUUGCACAAGGCUUAGGUGACAGUGGUGGUAGUAGUACAACGAGUGAAAUCCCGUUUUACGAUGAAAUAAUCGAUGAUGGCAAACUAGCUCUCGGUGCUGGGCUGGGCGCCACUGCCACAAGUAACCCUAGUCAAUCCAAGACAGAAACGCAGCCAUCGCCACUGCCGCCACCACCAGCUUCUUUAUUAACACUUGAUCAAGCGACAGUCAUAAUCCCUGCUAAAGUAUGGGGUGAAGGUAUAUAUAAACAUGAAGAUCUAAGCCGUCCUGGAAUUCCAAUUGCUGACACAAUUGAGGCCAAGAGUGAAACUACGGAAUCUUCCGGUGAUGCUGUAUCAACAAACAGCACACCGUUGCCGUUUACCAAAAAAGGUCUUCACCCGUUGUUGUCAUAUAAAAAGAAUCAAUUGCUAGGAAAAGAAGUCAAUGCAAAGGCAGUUGCCGAAGGAAGCGAAAGCACUGCUACUGCUUCCCCUGCGAGUACUGCUUCAGGCUCUUCCGGUACAUCAGUUGAGUCGUCAUCGACGUCAGUUGGCACGACACGCCGUACGCGUCCCACACGUCCUGGGGGCAGUCGCGUUACCACCAGUCGUAUCACUACUUCCCGCACUCCGAGAACCACAACGAAACGUAAUGCCGCAACAUCAACUGAAGCCAGCGUUUCCACUACGCCCAGGUCAACGCGCGCUCGCCGUGGGCGUCCUACCAGACCAUCGAAACUAACAUCCACUAUCACUGGUGUCUCAUCCGAUAACCCACGAUCAACAUCGACAACAGUAACAACGACUACGAGAAUAGCAUCUCCAGCGGCUGCGCCUCUGGAAGCUUCACCAACUGCAAUAAUUCCCGUAUCAACGAUUGUCAGCAGUAGUAGCAGUAGCACAUCAACGUCAACAUCAACUUCAACGUCCACGACUACGUCGACUUCAACGCCAGAAGCCAGACUGACGGCUGUUUCAUCGACCGCAGAAGGAGCAGUGCACUCUCUGCCAGUGGUGUCACAAUCCUCGAUGCAGCUGGCAACCGUCGAGAACUCCGUCACUCCUAAGUAGAGUGCUGUCAAAGUGGAAAUCUUCGAUUGUUCUCGUGUUUUAUGCAUUAGGUUAAAAUAAAAUACAAUAAAAUUGUGAACAACAGAAAUGUGAUUGAAAUUGGAAGUUUGUGAAAAAAAAAAUUAGUUUUUCAGGUAA
Messenger RNA from Wyeomyia smithii (pitcher-plant mosquito), 1942 nucleotides. RefSeq lists its product as uncharacterized. Lineage: Eukaryota; Metazoa; Arthropoda; Insecta; Diptera; Culicidae. The record is from RefSeq and is a predicted model, not a curated record. The coding region runs from base 191 to 1804 and encodes 537 amino acids. The transcript has 3 exons.